Messenger RNA from Dromiciops gliroides (monito del monte), 2120 nucleotides. It is a transcript of the gene OMA1, whose product is annotated as OMA1 zinc metallopeptidase. The record is from RefSeq and is a predicted model, not a curated record. The coding region runs from base 302 to 1897 and encodes 531 amino acids. The transcript is spliced from 12 exons. Lineage: Eukaryota; Metazoa; Chordata; Mammalia; Microbiotheria; Microbiotheriidae. Gene Ontology annotation, biological process: protein quality control for misfolded or incompletely synthesized proteins; mitochondrial protein processing. Gene Ontology annotation, molecular function: metalloendopeptidase activity. Gene Ontology annotation, cellular component: mitochondrial inner membrane.
GCACCUUCCGAACGUCGCCGCCACCAGGGGCUGAGGGGACGUCGGGUGAGCCAUCCCUGGCAAUGGAAGAAUAAAGGAGGAAUAGAAGCAGUUUGGCCAAAUGCGUCAGCUGCCUCUGAGCAGAUGGAGAAACUGAGGUUGAAGUUGAAGUGAGGAUUAAUAACGUCUUCAGUGUACACAGCUACCAGAACAAAUCCCAGAGGAGCCUCCUCAGGUGUAGAGGGGUGGUGGCUUGCAGUGGAGAAGCCGCAGAGAGAUGCACACCCCGAAGCAUUGAAGGAUAAUCAAGCAAAAAGGAAAAAUGAACACCAUCUGUGGCCUACAGUCUGCUAGUAGAAACUGUGUUUUCUUUCGGUUAACUUCACUGACUAACUGGAAAAACUCUCCCAGACCAUGUUGGUCUCUGACUCCCAAGAGUCAUCAUCAGGUACCAGUGAACUAUGUUGGGGACAGAUGCCAAGGACAAAGCCUGAGGAAGAGCUUUGGACUCAGCUCUUUACCCAGAGGAAGCCUUCCCUUCUCUAGGACCUGUAAUAACAGCCAGGGACGGCUUUUAAGUGCCCAAAGCAGAGAACCUUGGAGGAGGAUGAGCAAUUGCUCUGGGUGGCCCCCCUUCUCUUCACGGCAGAGAUCAAAGGAGAGAGGUGCUGUCCUAGUGUGCUCAGGAUUCGUCCCUGGGAAGGGCUUGCCUGUGAAAGGGAUGAAAGAUGUCGGCAAUUUCCACACGUCAUCGAGUCUUCGGGCAGCGCCCACUCCCCUUCUCUGGAUCAUUCUUAAGCCAAUACAGAAAUUUCUUGCAAUCAUCGUUGGCAGGGGCAUAAGAAAAUGGUGGCAGGCCCUUCCUCCCAACAAGAAAGAGCUAUUUAAAGAAAGUGUCAAGAAGAACAAAUGGAAAUUAUUCCUGGGCUUGAGUAGUUUGGGAGUAUUAUUUGUCGUCUUUUAUUUUACUCACCUGGAGGAGAGUCCAGUCACAGGACGGAAAAAGUUACUAGUGUUGGGGAAAGAACAGUUCAUGAUGUUAUCACAAAUGGAAUAUGAAGCAUGGAUGGAGGAAUUUAAAAAUGAUCUGCUGACUGAGAAAGAUCCCAGAUACCUGGCCGUGAAAAAAGUUUUGCAGCAUUUGGUAGAAAGCAACAAAGACAUCCCAGGCAUCUCAGACUUCAAGUGGAUUAUUCACUUGGUGGAUAAGCCUGCCAUAAAUGCCUUUGUUCUUCCCAACGGGCAAGUGUUUGUUUUCACUGGUCUCCUCGAGGCAGUCACUGAUAUUCACCAGUUGACUUUCCUUUUGGGCCAUGAGAUCGCUCACGCGGUGCUUGGACAUGCUGCAGAGAAGGCCAGUCUGGUUCAUUUGUGGGAUUUUCUAAGUCUGAUUUUCCUCGUGAUGAUUUGGGCUGUCUGUCCUCGAGAUAGUUUGGCAGUUUUGGGACAAUGGAUCCAGUCUAAAUUGAAAGAGUAUGUGUUUGAUAGACCCUAUAGUCGCACCCUGGAGGUGGAAGCUGACAAAGUGGGCCUGCAGUUUGCUGCAAAGGCUUGUGUGGAUGUCAGAGCAAGUUCAGUGUUUUGGCAACAGUUGGAGUUGGCAGAUAGGAUUCUGGGUGACCCUAAGUUACCGGAAUGGCUGUCAACGCAUCCCUCUCAUGAGAACCGGGCUGAGCACUUGGAACGACUUAUCCCUCAGGCCAUUAAAAUUAGAGAGAACUGUAACUGCCCGCCACUUUCUGGACCAGAUCCUCGAAUGCUUUUCAGGCUCAGGGUGAAGCAUCUGCUGGAAGUGACGGAAGAAGACCAGAAUAUCACUGGAGCGUUAGUUAAAAAGCACAAAUUGGACUCUCUUCCAAUUCAGAAAAAGGAGACAAUUCCACUAACAUUUAUGGUUGACAAAAGACCUGGAAGUUGAUUUCAAUUUUACGCAAGAGCCUGUAUGACGAAUAUAGCAAUAUUUAUUAUUUUCACAUAUCAGUAUUUUUUAAAAAGAUCAGUAUAAAAUGGGGAAAAAAGACUAUACCAGUUUGAAUCAUGUGGACUCCUGGCACUAAUAAAAAAUCCUUUAAUAGAUAUUGAAACUUUUGCUCAUGAAUCUUAAAAGUAUCUGAUUCUAUUUUUAAUACCUUCAAUAAAAA